AUGAAAGAUGAGGCUGGUAAGGUGUUAUGCAGAGAUGAGGAAAUAAAAGAGCGGUGGAAGAUUCAUUUUGAAAAGCUUAUGAAUGAAGAGAAUGACUGGAAUGGAAUACUCCAAGAGGCACAAGUAAAUAAGGGAUUAGUAAGAGAAAUAAGCAUGGAUGAGAUAAUGACAGCAGUCAAAAGCAUGAAAAAUGGGAAGGCUUUGGGUCCAGGUGACAUACCAGUUGAAGUAUGGAAGGUGUUGAAGACUGAGGGAUAUAUAUGGUCGAGGGACAAUGGACGCUGUUUUUGCACUUCGCCAAUUUUGAGAGAAGUACAGACGUGCUCACAAGAACCUGCACAUGGUGUUCUUGAUCUCGAGAAAGCCUAUGAUAGGGUGCCUCGUGAAGUGUUAUGGUGGGCAUUGAAAGAGAAAGGUUUGCCUGGGAAGUAUGUGGAGUUAGUCCGUGCUAUGUACAGGGGAUCCUGUACCUACGUCGGAUCGUCUGCCAGUUCAGUGUGGCUGUAG
Messenger RNA from Vanessa atalanta (red admiral), 507 nucleotides. RefSeq lists its product as uncharacterized. The record is from RefSeq and is a predicted model, not a curated record. Bases 1 to 507 code for a protein of 168 amino acids. The transcript has 2 exons. Lineage: Eukaryota; Metazoa; Arthropoda; Insecta; Lepidoptera; Nymphalidae.